This is a messenger RNA of Moneuplotes crassus, 552 nucleotides long. The record is from the annotation of a GenBank genome assembly. NCBI's taxonomy places the organism in Eukaryota, Ciliophora, Spirotrichea, Euplotida, Euplotidae.
UCUAAGAUAAAUGGAAUCUAUAUUAAAGCGUCCCAACUACAAAAUCAAGAGCCUUUAUGAGGAUGAUCUCCCCCAACUUGAUCAUCAAGGAAAUAAAUCAUCGAAGUUGGCAGCCUUCAAGGCAAGGUUUAAAAGUGAGAACUUGAAACCAAAACAAAAGUAUUGAGAAACUAUGAAUCAGGGCAGAAAGUUUAUGAGUACUAAAAUUAAUUUAACAGUAGACACUACUGCAAAGUCUUAUGGAUCAAUAGAUUCUUUCUCAAUGUGUAGUAAUAUUUUGAGUUCUAAAAGGUGUUUCAAAGAGAAUGCAGUCAUGAAUUUCUUGGAUAAACAACAUAUAUAUCAGGUUUCUGUGAAAGAAUUGCUGCAUUUAACUCAAAAGACCACUUCAAAAAUAGGAGCAAAGAAAUUUUGCUUAGCCUCUCUUCCUUCUAUAAAUGGCGACUAAAUCCUCACCAAACAGUAAAAGUUCCUUUGAUACACAUCGGAGGUUCUCUGAGGUAAAUUAAGUAUAAUAAAAGAGAUCUCCUAAAUGCUAAUAUGGAAAUCCAA